This is a messenger RNA of Pygocentrus nattereri (red-bellied piranha), 4132 nucleotides long. It is a transcript of the gene il12rb2, whose product is annotated as interleukin 12 receptor, beta 2a. Gene Ontology annotation, molecular function: cytokine receptor activity; cytokine binding. Gene Ontology annotation, biological process: cytokine-mediated signaling pathway. The record is from RefSeq and is a predicted model, not a curated record. Gene Ontology annotation, cellular component: external side of plasma membrane; signaling receptor complex. Bases 142 to 2583 code for a protein of 813 amino acids. Lineage: Eukaryota; Metazoa; Chordata; Actinopteri; Characiformes; Serrasalmidae. The transcript is spliced from 16 exons.
CGCGCGCACAUGAACGACGUGUAAGAGAGAAGUAGACGACUUAAACCGAGAGAUUUCGCUUCGACCUUCCGAAUUAAAUUGGGUCUAAAACGACCGACUGGAGCGUCCCCGCAAAUAUGGACAGAUGACCUAGCCCUCGGCAUGGUGGAAGUGGACGUGCAGCUGGAGCAGGUGGGUUCCAUGCCUCUUAAAUGCAGUAUUUGGCCCAACUUCAUCUUCCUGCUGGUCUUGGCUACUGGAGCACCUGUUGGCAGCAAAGGAGCGGAUGAGAAAAUAUGCUCUAUACACUCGAGCAAGGAAGUCCACAUGGGCUCCAGCUUCCAGGUCUACUGUAUCUUCAAGAAGGAGUGCAAAACUUUGAUUUUCCGAGAUAAUGUGCCCUUACAGUGCACAAGCUGCAAUACAACCCAUGUGAGCCUGAGCAUUGUGAAUGUUACACGGGCCACCACCCUCGCCUGCAGAUGUGAAGGCAAUCCAGAGCCCUGUGGGACUGACAUCACUCCGGGGUAUCCGCCUGAGAUUCCACAGAACCUCAUUUGUGUUCAAGAAGGAGAACUCGGAAAUGUGAAGUGCACAUGGAAAGCGGGACGGGAAACCUACAUCCCGACCACAUCACGCCUGUGGGUGGGUGGAGACCCUGUUGAUUAUGAAAGCGGUACACUCCCUGAUGGGACCCUUUCAGCCAGUUUUCCCAUUCCAGGUGCACAGACUAACUUCUCAGUGUUGGUCAAUGCCAGCAACAGCCUGGGCUCUGCAACUUCAGGUGUCCUCAGCUUCAUGCUCAACGACAUAGUGAAGCCUUUGAGCCCAAAUAUCAAGAAAGUGGAGUGCACCUCAAGACAGUGCCAGCUUUACCCAGACAAUGCACAAAGCAUUCAGCUCGUAGAGAUCCAGUACAGAGCGGACGAGGGGAGCUGGAACACCGUGUCAUUCAAUCACACAAGUUCAAACACAAGCUGGACCAUAACUUCACUGAAUCCGUACAGCCUGUACACGUUUCAAGUCAGAUGGAAACUUGGCCCGACCAGAGGAGUGUGGAGUGCGUGGAGCAGGGCUGAGAAAUUGACUGAUGAAGAAGCUCCUGCAGCUAUGGUUGAUGCUUGGUAUAUUGAAGAAACCACAGAAAAAGUCAAAAAGAAUAUCCACCUAUUUUGGAAGGAGCUGAGCAAAUCAGACGCCAGAGGAAAUAUUCUGGGGUAUAAUGUGAGUGUGGUGGACCAGGGGAAGAAAAUCUGCAACACUUUUAUUACACCCCCAGACAGAAGUUACAGAGUGCCCUGUUCUGUGUGUAAUGUAACCAUCUCUGCCGUCAACUCAAAGGGCCAGUCUUCUGCCAGACUCAUUCAGCUGCAGCCAAUAGUCUCUGCAGAUAAUUUUUCAUCUAUCAAACGCAUUGAUAAUCACAGCAUCGCCCUCUCCUGGACAAGUGAAGGCACAGUGAAAGAGUACCUGGUGGAGUGGUAUCCUGCUGGAUGUAAACAGCAGCUUCAGUGGAUCAGAGUGGAGCACCACCUAAACACUAUCCACAUUACUGGUUUACAGCCUGCUGAAUGCUAUGACGGUGCAGUAAUUUAUUUUCGCCCAUCUGGGACAAGUAAAGCUGUCUUCAGCAAUAUUGCCACAUGGCCAUCAGCUCCACAACAGGGCCCUAAUUGUGACACCAUGGUGAAAUAUGAAAGAGUGGAAGUCACAUGGCAGGAAGUUCCUUCAGAAAAGAGAGGAGGCUGUCUUAUCAGACAGUACAGGAUCUACCUGCAGGAGCCAGGAGGCAAAAUUAAAAAUUACAAUGUUAGUCACCCCCAGAGACAGUAUACUAUUAAGGGCCUGGCCCAGGGACAACCAUACAAGCUCUGGAUCUCAGCCGUUACUACAGCAGAAGGACCCAAAGGAUUUGAGUGCCACUUUGUAACACAUCAAGGAGUGCCACCAGCUGAGAAACCUCUGGCUCUGGUAUUGUCAAUUGGCAGUGCAAUUUUCCUGACCUGUCUUUUUCUCCUGUGCAUCUGUCAGUUCUCCUCAGUACACAGAAGAUUGUCCCGCUGUUGUCACUGCCUAAUGCCAAGCAUUGUUCCAGAUCCUGCAAACAGCAAAUGGGCAAAAGAGUGUGCAAAUGAGAAGGGUGAGAUGAAACUGCAGUUGUACCUCAGUGACUCCAGUAUGAGUGAAGAGGAGCCAGAUACCGUGGAGGUGCAGGAACUUCCCCAGGAGAAGUUGCUCCAAGGAGAAACUGUCCCCAUAGAUGGAGCAUGUCCAUCAGUCAGCAACUUCGAAGUUCAGGCCCAGGAGCACCACAUCCCUUCAUCACCCUACCAGCCCAUCACCACCAGCUCUUACCUCAAAAGCUUGUCUAACUCUUCAGACACUACUCAGGCCUCCAGGAACACAGACAUUACUGUAGACUACAUUUCUACUCAUGGAGUAUUGAGUGGAGAAGAAGAUGAUGAAGAGGAGGAAAUGGACAUGAUGGGCUUCUUUCCCUGCCCAACAAGCCCUUUCCUGGACCCUCUGAUGCCCACUGGAGGAAAACUGACUCUAGAUAUAGUCAAAAUAGACUGCAGCGAUUUAAACCUCUGCAUCCAGUGAAAUUGAACUGUGCUGCGUGUAUUUAUACUGAGUGCUACGUGUAUUUAUACUGUUGUUUACUUUACUCUCAGACAUUUACAGUUGAGGUCCACUUCUGGCAGCCACAUUUUAAAAUAAGUCACUCAACACUGUAACACUAACAAAAAGACACUUCACCAAAGCAGUUCAGUUCAGUAAGAAACUACAUUACUAGGCAAAUCAUGUAGCAUCAGAAGCAAAAGUACUGGUAAAUGAUGUAAAAUAGGUUAGUUUUGGUAAACAUUCCUUGAAUUUGUACUCCAGAUCAAAAGUGAAGAAUGGGAAUGCCAGCAUUUAUAUUGCCCAUUUUCCACAAUGUACCAGCCAUAAGCUGGGGGGACCAGAUUGGUAUAACUUGCUUACACUGCCAGUAGUUUCUUUUCCAAAAUAUUCCAUACUGGUGUUUUUGGAAUACCCAGAUUUUUUGCAGUGAUUUGCACUGGAAUUUGCUUAAUCUCAUGUUCUGAGCCUUUCUAGUUUUCAUCUUGUUUUGCACUUUUCACAUCAAAACAAGACCCUAAUGCCAAGUCCAAAGGCUACAACUAACCUUUACACAUUUAAUAUCCCUCAUGUGCUUGCAGUGACAAGAACAUGAAGCAUGAAUAUAAAACCAAAGUAAUCAAUUUUGCCUCAUUGCUCCAGUAGUUUUGCUUCGCUGUAUGUGGUUAUGAAUAUCUGUUAGAAGACCUUACUGCACCAGCUCAGUCUAAUCUACCCAGUGAAGACCUGUUACCACAGAGCUUUAACGUUUUUUUCUGGCUUGUAAAAUGAGACCAUAAUGUACCUCAGUUGAGUAGUGUGUUGUAAAUACAGCUGUACAUAUUGACAAACACUCAAGGAUUUUGUAUUUGACCCUCAUCAAUUUUCAGUUUCUUAAUGGAAUAAUGAAGUGAGAAACAUUGGUGGUACAUUUCCAUUUUAAGUACACAAACAUUUUAAGUGACUAAAGUCCACACACAACCACUCAAUAUGAAUAGACCAUCUUUUAAUUAUGGACAGAGGUCUGAGUAAUAGCAGGGUUAGAAUUCACACAUUUUCAUAACACUCAGUUGUUCCACACUGAACAACUGGUAUUUCUUUCAGGUCAACUAUGCAGUAGUGCUGUUUCCAAGAAGCUACGGGGCAGAAAGAAAAUGAAAAAUUGAAUCUAAAACAGGACUGAUGCACUAAAAUAAUUUGAACUUAUUCAUACUGGUAUCAGUAAACAGGAGUGCACAAUGUAAACCUGACAUUUUUAAAAACCUAAAGGCUGUGACAAAAGAAUGCAUUACUGUCCUCAGAGUAACCUGCCACUGAUGUCAAUGUACACUGACUCUUACAAUGGCCAUUCAACAAGUGUGACAUUCGGGAUAUAUGAAAACAUUUCUCAGAGGAUUAUCAAUAGCUAUGAUGAAGGUAGAAGAAUCAAAGAUUUUGGCAUCAAGCUACAAGUCAAAUCACUUGUUACUUCAUUCAAGACUUCAGAUUUGUAACUGUUAAAGGCUUAUUGUGUAAUCAUCGAGAACUUUAACGCAAAUCUUGCUCUAAAAUG